UUUAUUAAAGAAUAAACAUGAGGAGAUAAAUGAAAAAACUAAUGGAACAAAAUGAACCUAAAGAAAUUGUCGAUGAAUAAUUAGUAAAACAAGUUCAUCAAAUAGAACAAUAGAAAAAGUAAAAAUAAGUAUUUUAAAUGAUGGAAAUGUCAGAUUCAGAAGAUGAAUAAAAUCCAGAAUAAUAAAAUGAAGAAAGUUAAACUAAUUAAUCUGAAUAAACUAUUCAAACAUAAAAUGAACAAUCUAACAAAAAUCAAAAGAAAAAGAAAAAUAAAAAUAAAAAGAAGAAAGAAAAAAAAUAAUAAUAAGAAUCUGAUUAAUAACCUUAAUAAAAUUAAGAUGAAGAUUUUGAAUUUCUUGAUAAAGUUUAGGCAGAAUAAACACAAUAACAAUAAUAAUAACUAAUACAAUUUUAAGAUUCUGAUGAAAAUGGUCCUCUAGCUAUUAAUAUUAAGAGAUUAAAUUAUAAUAAAGAAUUACAAUAACAUUUCAAAAAUGCUAAAAUUGCAGGUGGUACUUAAAAGAAAACUCAUAAAAAUACCAAAUAAUAAUACCUAACAUAUAAUCCAGAUAUUAAUAUUCCAUUGCCAGAUAAAUUUAAUGUAAAGUUUGAAAAUUUAAACGAACAAGGUUUAUAAUUAUUUAGUUUGGUUGCUUCCCAAUAGUAUGAGAGACUUUAAUAAGAUUAUACAAUUGUUAAAGGGUAUUAUGAUCCAUAAGCUAUUUUCAAUUUCUUAUAAAUGAAUCCAUCUCAUUGUGAAGCAUAAUUCGAUGUCAGCGAAUACUUUAGAUUGAAAGGAGAUUAUAAAUAAGCAAAUGAGCUAUUGGAAAGAUUACUUUAUAUUUAUGAAUCUAGUUUGGGUUAUGGAUUCAAUAAAUUCUUUGAAAAUGCUUCAGUUAAUCUUGAAAUAGAAGACAAUGUUCAUAGCAAAGUAUUUCUAAUGUCCUUAUUUAAAUUUACUGAUGUUUUAACAAGGAAAGGAUGUUACAAAGCAGCUUUAGAGUAAUCUAUAUAUUAAAUUGAGGUAUUCAAAAAUAUUGCUAAAAUUCUGUCCAACAAAAGAUCCAUGUGGUGCUCUUUUUCUUAUCGAUUGUAAUGCACUUAAAGCCUAACAAUAUGAAUACUUGAUUAACUUUGCAUCCAAUUUUGUUAGAUGUGUCUAUAAAACUAAUAGAUCCUCUAUUGUUUUUAUGCCAAAUAUAAUUUAUAAUUGUGCCUUAGCUAAAUUCUUAGAAAAAGGAGAAAAUCAUCAAUACUCUUUUAAAGAUGAAAACAUAAAUGAAGCUAUUAAUAAUUUCGGUCCUAAUCCUUUGUAAGCAUCACAUUAGGUUCUAAUCAUUUAAGCUAUUCUUUUAUAUCCAAUUGUUCUUAAAUAAUUAUCAGAAAGCAAUGAAUUCAUCAAAUAAAAUGUUGGAAAUCUAGAUAGUUUUAUUGAAAAUCAAAGGAAACCUUUUAAAGAAUUACUCACUGAAGAAUUUUUAUAAAGAGAAACUUAUUUACAUUGGUUCUUAUAAUUAGAUGCAGAAGAUGAUAAUGAUGGAUUCUUAAAAUCUAUUAGUAUUUUUGUUGAAAAAAGUAAAUCAUAAUGGAAAUCUAAUGAAAUUCUUAAAUGGAUUAAAGGGUAUCUUAUAUAUAAAUAUUUGAUUAGUGCUUUGGGAUUGAUUGUUAAUCAUAUUAAAAACCAAAAGUUAGACCUUGGUUCUUUUUAUGAAGAUCUGACUGUUGUUAAAGAAGGAACAACAAUUUAUAAUGAGAUUCCUUUCCAAUAUAGAAGAUACAAGGAACUAUCUAAAAGUCACUUCUUAGAGAAUCCUGAAAGGUAUAAUCUAUUUAUAUUUUUACAUAGAUUAGAUUUCAACAAUAUAUUUGCUGAAAAUAUUGGAGCCUAAUAAUAACAGCCUUAACAAUAACUUCCUGGCAAUUUUAAUCCUCUUAAUGCAAAUCAUGGUUUAUUGUAAGCUGUUUUUGGAACUCUAUUGCCAUGGGUUCAUCAUCCUAAUGCUUAAAUGUGAUUAAUAUUAUAAAUGAGAAAUAGAUAUCUAUAUUAAUUAAACCCUAC
Messenger RNA from Paramecium sonneborni, 2060 nucleotides. Lineage: Eukaryota; Ciliophora; Oligohymenophorea; Peniculida; Parameciidae. The record is from the annotation of a GenBank genome assembly.